Messenger RNA from Tachyglossus aculeatus (Australian echidna), 1302 nucleotides. It is a transcript of the gene MTNR1A, whose product is annotated as melatonin receptor 1A. Lineage: Eukaryota; Metazoa; Chordata; Mammalia; Monotremata; Tachyglossidae. The coding region runs from base 1 to 1302 and encodes 433 amino acids. Gene Ontology annotation, cellular component: membrane. Gene Ontology annotation, molecular function: melatonin receptor activity. The transcript is spliced from 5 exons. The record is from RefSeq and is a predicted model, not a curated record. Gene Ontology annotation, biological process: G protein-coupled receptor signaling pathway.
AUGGUCACUCCGAUGACCAUCAUUGUCAUUGUCGUCAUCAUCACUGUCAUCUUCAACUGCCAUUACUGGACCACGCUCUUCUAUCUUCCCUGUUCCUGUUCCGGCUUCUCCCCAGAUAUAUGGUUCGCCCAGCCAUGCGUGAACGCACCGCAGCAGGUGGGAGUGGGCGGUCCCCCCGAAAGCUCCAGCCCCCCCGUGGAAGCGGCCAAGGGCACAAACCCUGCUGCGGGGGGUGACCAGCACCUCCCGAAAUCGGGCUGCGGGGCUGCGAACAGGGGGAUGUGGGCGAAUGGCAGCGAGGGGGCAGCGGAGGGGGUCCCGGGCCGCCCCCCCUGGGUGCGUCCUGCCCUGGCGACCGUCCUGAUCGUCACCAUCGUGGGGGAUCUGCUGGGCAACGCACUGGUCAUCGUGUCCGUGGCCCGGAACAAGAAACUGAGGAACGCAGGAAACGCGUUCGUGGUGAGCCUGGCGGUGGCGGACCUGGUGGUGGCCUUGUACCCGUAUCCCCUGGUACUCAGCGCCGUCCUCCAGCGCGGCUGGAGCCUGGGCCCCUUGCACUGCCAGCUCAGCGGCUUCUUCAUGGGCUUGAGCGUCGUCGGCUCCGUCUUCAACAUCACCGCCAUCGCCCUGAACCGCUACUGCUCCGUGUGCCACGGGCCGCGCUACCUCCGCCUCUUCAGCGGCCGCCACACCGCGGGCUACGUGGCCCUGGUCUGGCUGCUGGCCCUCCUGGCCGUGGCGCCCAACGUGACGGUGGGCUCCCUGCGCUACGACCCCCGCAUCUUCUCCUGCACCUUCGCCCAGUCGGUGAGCGCGGCCUACACCGUGGCCGUGGUCUGCUUCCACUUCCUGCUGCCCAUGGCCGUCGUGGCCUUCUGCUACCUGCGCAUCUGGGGCCUCGUGUUGGGCCUCCAACGGCGGCGGGGUCGGCCGGUCCCCGGGCCUCGCCCCUCGCCCCAAGACCUCCGCAACUUCGUCACCAUGUUCGCGGUGUUCGUGCUCUUCGCCCUGUGUUGGGCCCCGCUGAACUUCAUCGGCCUGGCGGUGGCCGCCGCCCCCCGCCGGACGCUGCCCCGGCUCCCGGACUGGCUGUUCGUGGUCAGCUACUACCUGGCCUAUUUCAACAGCUGCCUCAACGCCGUCGUCUACGGGCUCCUCAACCGCCAAUUCCGCCGAGAGUACUGGAACCUCGCCUUGGGCCUCUGCCCCGCCGUGGACCACCAACCCCGCAGGCCCGGAGCCCAGGGCGAGACUCUCCCACGCGCCUCCCACGGUGACCGAGUCCGGGUGGAGUCGGUGUGA